This is a messenger RNA of Kogia breviceps (pygmy sperm whale), 1121 nucleotides long. The record is from RefSeq and is a predicted model, not a curated record. NCBI's taxonomy places the organism in Eukaryota, Metazoa, Chordata, Mammalia, Artiodactyla, Physeteridae.
CGCUGACGACGGGUGUGGCGUGUGGCGUGUGUCUGGGUCCGGUCGGAAGGGUGAUGGAGUGAGAGCAUCCGCGGAGCUGCUCCCCACGCUCCUCACGUCAGGCUCUGAUUUGAGGGGCGGUGGAGAGCGUUCACUUUUAGUGCGGGAUCCUGUUGGUUCCUCCACGCGUCGUGGCUGUUUCCCCGCAGUGCGGGGCCGGGUUUGCGUCUGUUUUGUUUACUGUCAUCCUGAGCACCGGCACGUGGCAGGCGCUCCCGACAGGAGCUGGGCGGGGUCUGGAAAGAGCUUUGGAGCCAACUCUACCAAGGUUCCAAACUUGGCCCCAUGCAUUACCAGCCUGGUGGCCUUGGGCAAGCUGCUUCAUCAACUUCGCACUUUGGCUGCCUCAUUGGAAAGGGGCUGUAAUACUGCAACCUUGCUGGUCAGUGGAGAGGGUCAGAGGGGCCGUGCCUCUGGAUCGAGCUAUGGUGGAAGAUGUUUCGGAAAGGGAAAAAGCGACACAGCAGUAGCAGCUCCCAGAGUAGUGAAAUCAGUACUAAGAGCAAGUCUGUAGACUCCAGCCUUGGGGGGCUUUCUCGAUCCAGCACUGUGGCGAGCCUCGAUACUGAUUCCACCAAGAGCUCAGGACAAAGCAACAGUAAUUCAGAUACCUGUGCAGAAUUUCGAAUAAAAUAUGUUGGUGCCAUUGAGAAACUGAAACUCUCCGAGGGAAAAAGUCUCGAAGGGCCACUAGACCUGAUAAAUUAUAUAGAUGUCGCCCAGCAAGAUGGAAAGUUGCCUUUUGUUCCUCUGGAGGAAGAAUUUAUUAUGGGAGUUUCCAAGUAUGGUAUAAAAGUAUCCACGUCAGAUCAGUAUGAUGUUUUGCAUCGGCAUGCUCUAUAUUUAAUCAUCCGGAUGGUGUGCUAUGACGACGGUCUGGGGGCAGGAAAAAGCUUGCUGGCUCUGAAGACCACAGACGCGAGCCACGAGGAAUACAGCCUGUGGGUUUACCAGUGCCACAGCCUGGAACAAGCACAAGCAAUCUGCAAAGUUUUAUCCACCGCAUUUGACUCUGUAUUGACAUCUGAGAAACCCUGAAUUCUGCAGUCAAGGGGAAGUAGACCUCACGUGCAAGUUCAGCU